Molecule: messenger RNA, 1523 nt
Organism: Danio rerio (zebrafish)
Lineage: Eukaryota; Metazoa; Chordata; Actinopteri; Cypriniformes; Danionidae
Gene: ngfrb
Product: nerve growth factor receptor b
Biological process (GO): signal transduction; programmed cell death
Cellular component (GO): plasma membrane; membrane
Source: RefSeq, marked provisional
AUCAUCGCAAACAUCAGAAGAAUUCAUCUGGAAAAACAGCACUCAGGUCCACUAUUGCUCAAUAAUGCUGCACGCUUAUUAGGCAAACUUUCCGCGGACGCGCUUGAGGAUCAGAGCGUUUUUUUUUGAGUCCUUGAAGGAAAUAUGAUGCUAAAUUUACACCAGAGUCUCCGUAAAGAGUGAAUAAUCCACCGGCAGUACUUCAUCCAGGACCACCGUCUUCCAGCAUGUUCACUGUGACUGUAGUAUUUCUGCUCGUGGGGGAAGCUUUGUCUAGUCGGGACACAUGUCCCUCGGGAGCAUUUACAACCAGGGGAGAGUGCUGCAAACAAUGCCAGCCUGGGGAAGGGAUGGUGAAGCCCUGCGGAGCGACGCAGACAGUGUGUGAACCGUGUCUUGACAGUGAGACGUUCUCGGAGAACUUCAGCCAUAAAGACAAGUGCCUGCCUUGCACACAGUGUUCUGAGCUGAUGCGCAUGCUGACGCCCUGCACGGAUGCCAAUGAUGCCUUGUGUGUCUGCGACUACGGCUUCUUCCUCAACCAACUAAGCGGCCGUUGCGAGGCCUGCACCGUGUGUCCUGUAGGCCAGGGUGUGCAGGUGCCCUGUAAUUUUGAGCGAGAUACAGUGUGCGAAAAGUGCGAGGAUGACACGUAUUCGGAUCAGGACACCUCUUUUGACCCCUGCCUGCCAUGCACAGUGUGCGAUCAGCCCGAGAUGGAGGUGAAAAGCUGCACUCCUGUCAGUGACGCUGUCUGUCAAGAUUUCGAUGCUCCUAACAGCUCUCCUUCUCCUUCUGCUCCUCCUCCUACUCCAUAUUUCACACCUUCACCUUCAAUACAUAAAUUUUCUUCUCCUGGUCCAUCAGUUGUCUCGUAUACAGAGAAGCUUUUACCGGACAAUCCUACGGAGAGCGUGACCACGACUGACCCUGGGCAAAAGAGACUACAUGGGCUUAGCGACAACCUCAUUCCCAUCUACACCUCCAUACUGGCUGCGGUGCUGUUGGGCCUGGUGGCCUUCAUCAUAUUUAAACGGUGGAACAGUUGUAAGCAGAAUAAGCAAGCCAAUAACCGAGCGUGCAGCGCAAACCCCAGUCAGACUCCUUCUCCUGAGGGAGAGAAACUCCACAGUGACAGCGGCAUCUCAGUGGACAGUCAGAGCCUGCAGGACGGCCAGGGGCCUCCACAUACAGUGGUCAAGAUAGAUGGAGGUUCGGCUCUGUCUUUGCCCUUACACACACGGGAGGAGGUGGAGAAACUGCUAAAUCGUACCAAUGAAGGAGAGGAGUCAGCAGCCAAUGAGGAGACCGACUGGUGCAGCCUAGCCGGGCUACUUGGAUACAAAGAAGAACACAUUGCUAAUUUCAAGCAGGAGGAACGGCCCAUCCAGGCACUUCUGUCGCACUGGGCGAGCCAAGAUUCGGCUAACAUUGAUACGCUUUGCACAGCUCUGAAGAAGAUCAACAGAGAGGAUAUUGCGCAAAGCAUCAUUGUCAAACCAACUGCCACAUCUGCCGUAUGA